Liolophura sinensis is the source of this 3224-nucleotide messenger RNA. RefSeq lists its product as uncharacterized. The record is from RefSeq and is a predicted model, not a curated record. Lineage: Eukaryota; Metazoa; Mollusca; Polyplacophora; Chitonida; Chitonidae. Bases 656 to 2617 code for a protein of 653 amino acids. The transcript has 6 exons.
GUUGCUGACGGACGGACAAACUGGCUGGUAUCCUAUUUAAAAAAAAAAUGCUUCGCUCGAGUGAGUACUAUCAAUACACAACAGCAUUGUGAUGUGUCUGAAAAGACUUACAAAUAUAUUGGUUAUGUCAGAGGAGGUCCUUACUAUAAAUAAAUACGCCUUUCUGUCAGCCCUGUCGAGAAGUCUGCGUUCCUAAAACAGUCGCCUGUCCUUCCACGAACGUUAGCCAUAUUAAUGUGGCCAGGUAUACGUGCGGACUUUUGGGGCUCAAACUAAAGGAACGCACGAAUAACAACAGGCCUACUUCAUGCAUUAUUUAAUAUUAGGUUAUAUGACCUCAAAACAAAUUACCGGGAAGUCGCUAAGGUUUACCUGGAAGACAACUUGUGCUUUGAAAACUACCUGUACAUAGAGCUGGGCGGUGUUUCCAAGAGCUCUCAGUGAGUGAAGAUGAACGUGCAAGUCAUACUACAGGUAACGGUCUCAGUGUUAAGUACUAUCUGCAGGAUCACACUCAGAAACUCACCGAACUCACAGUGAUAACGAGGAAGUCAGAAUUACAAGAUUUCGUUCGAGAUAUUCAAUAACGUAACCGCUGAAAAUCACAACUUUAGGUCACUAAGCUGUUAUCAACAUUGGUUCGGUGUACAUCUACAUGGCAGGGACAGGAGCACCACGUUGUAUGAGGAUGGCAUGGGUCCUUUUACUGCUACCCUUAUGUAGAGUGUGCUCUGGAAGCGACCUCCUUCACUAUGUCGUUGCCAAUGAAACUGAGGACUUCGUUUCUUUGCCGUGCAAUGCAAGCUCUGCGUCUCUCGGCCCUCACCAGGUCACGUGGUACAGGCAGAGGAAUGAGCGAAAUUCAGUAAUCUUACAAAUAAACGUAACAGGCUUCAUGAUGAGUUCCGCGGAAUUUCAGAACAGAAUCGGUUUUGGGGAACGCUGGUCAAUGCUGCUUGCCGCUCCCUCUCUCUUUGACUCUGGAAAUUACACAUGUGAAGUUGAUGGUAACCCACCAACAAAGGCACACGUGCAGCUGAAAAUUCAAGGCCUGACUCAUAGCUCACAAGAAGUGUCGGAAGCUUCCUCAACUGUUCCCUCAGUGAUCGACGCUUUCAUCGUCAUACUGCUGGUCUGGAUAGUUCCUGUCACUUGGCUCAUUGUCUUCACCUUCCAGAGAAAUGGCUUGUGGAUCAAAUGGUUCCGCUCCCUCAAACUACCGGAAAAGGUUAAAAUCGGCUGCGCAUUCUGCGGAUUACUGUUGUCGUUUGCAAGCCUGGUGUGUUUGUCUCUCUACCUGACUAUGGGAAGGCCUGGACUCUACGCCCUCUGCGGAGCCGGCCUGUGUCUGGGCAUAGUAGGAAUCAUCUGCCUAGUGGUCCCGCUGCUACUCAUUUGUGUCUGUAACCGAUUUCAUAGGACGCGGAGGACAAAGUCUCAGCUAGAAGGAUUAGAUGACCAGGAUGGUAAUAAUCGGUUGGUCAGUGACGAACGAGAGGGAAACCAAAUGAACGACGAAUCCGGAACUCUUUUGGGGGAAAUAAGUGGGAAAAACAAACGUCGAACCCUUCCUAAGCACUCUUCCCUUCCGAAAGAUGAAUCACUUGUACAUUCUAAUAGGGGAACGCUUCCAAAAUAUGGAUCGCUUCCAAAGUCUAUAAAGGGAACCCUUCCUAAGUCUGGUGAGUGGAUUCUACCAAAAGUAAGAGGAACCCUCCCACCAGACGUCCAAGAUGAUGACGACCGCGGGGACCAGGACAGCCAAGAAGACUCCGAUGAUGACACUGUUACGUCGGAAAGCUUCAUAAUCCAGCUGGAUUGGAGUGAAACCAUCAUGGAAAAACCUUCUCUGGCGAGAAUUAACGACAUGAUCUUUGUACCUGAGAACACCUUGUACCUGUGCGAAGAUCACCGUUUAUACAGUUACACUGCUGACAGUAACCAGUUUGAUAAACUUCUGGAGAAUGUCGAAGUACACUUUUCGGCGCUGACCAGUGAUGACAAAGGAACACUUUUCAUCCUGUGCCGAAGCGAGAAAGAAGGCUGGCACAUUGCGUCUAUCGACAUAAAGGGGAAAGAGCGGAAGCAUCGCAUUCGUUUUAACCUCCCAGGAUUCCCUGCAAGGUACAACUGGCUGACAUCCGGUCAUGGCGGCUUGUAUGUAACCGAAAUAAAGGCACACCAGGUCGAAAUCUUUUCCAAAGUCGGCAAACGUGAACGUUGGUUUGGAGAGAAGAUUCUUAGAACACCGACAUGCAUUGUUCAGAAUAAUCAGUUUCAAACAUUUGUUGCGGAUUCCAAAAAUGGCGACGUUUACGUGUUUGACAAAGACAAAAAGUUUCUCUCGUCCCUUGGUGAAAGUUCUCCUCCGGAUGUCAAGAAACGUUUGCUUGGUUGCCAUAAAGUCACCAUCACCGAGGAAGGCCGUAUUUUUGUAGCCACCGCGACUUCGAAUGUCAUUUUAGUUUUUGACUCGAAUUUUGCCCCCCUGGCUUGGUUAUCUGUUGGAACCGAGUCAAGCGGACCGAUAUCCAGCAUCAUCUAUGCAAAUCAAUCUCUGUACGUAGCUCAAGAUGAUAGUAUUCAUGUGUACAGCGAAAACAAAAGGCCUGAGUAAUUGUAAUAUGGCUGAAGAUACUGGGUGACGAAUGAACACUGUUGGAGAUCAGUGACCAAUCAGAUGUCGUGUUAUAACUAUUACUUCUUAGUUGGCUUGUAGAGGCAAUUAAUUUUAUCGCAUUUAGAUGUUCGAUACAUAGCAAUUUGCGUGUUUUUAAAGGUUAAGAAAUACUAAGAAAGCGUCGUAUAAAUAGAGUGGAGAAGAUGUAUUUAACGUUCACCGUGUGGUCAUUUUGUGGUCGUCUUGUGUUCAUGCAAAGGCUUUUUACAACUUGUUUUUCUGAUGGUAGUCUUAACCAGAAGCUUCCGACAGUAAACCAUGGAUUUGUAGUGUUUUAGGUACCCAUGUACCUUAUCAUAUUUUAGCACCAUGUCGAUAUAGGAUUUCCGCAUAGCACUUUCCACCUCUGUUCCUUCUUACAGCUUAUGAUAAUUCUGAGAAAAAAACCUGUGAAUAAUUAUUGCCUAGAUGAUUAGUUUUACUAGUUAUCAGUUUCAGUUGUCAAUUAGAAUGUUUUCAAGCAGUAAUCAUCGUAAGCUAAAAUGUUUGUUUUGUAAGACUUAAGUCUGCAUAAUAUUUGAGUAAUAAAUUAAUUUCAUUUUAA